AUGAUCCAUCGAUGGGCCAUUCUGGUCCUGAUUUUGCCCCUCAUCCGCGGGGAUGUGAGCCACCUGUCCAAGGAUUACAUUCCACCGAGUGCCGAACAGGACGUGCACACCCGUUCUGAAGCAGCCAACGAGAUCCAGAAGGAUCCAUCCGGGUUCUAUCCCUCCACUGGAUUACCUCUGCCACCUGGUUAUGCCAUUCCCACGGGUGGUAAUGUCCCACCUCCGCCUGUUCAGCCGCCAAACUUCCCGCUGCCCAUCUACCCGCCCUUCUUUGGAUUCGGCGGAGGUCCUGGCGAGCAGGGAGUGGGUCCUGGCAUCGGUCCGGUGCCCUCGGCGUAUCCCAAUGGUGGGCCCUUCCCGGGAGGGCCGCCAAAUGCCGCAUACCAAGUGCCGCCAAAUGCAGGAGGUCCCUUCGGUGGAGCUUAUCCCCAGGGACCUGGUUUUCCACCACAAGGAGCGGGUUUCCCACCUCAGGAAGCGGGUUUCCCUCCUCAGGGAGCAGGAUUUCCACCACAGGGAGCAGGAUUUCCACCACAGGGAGCAGGAUUUCCACCACCGGGAGCAGGUUUCCCUCCACAAGGAGCUGGCUUCCAACCACAAGGAGCUGGCUUCCAACCACAAGGACCUUUUCCACCACCAGGAGCACCCUUCCCCCCACAAGGAGUACCCGGAAAUGGAUUCCCACCACCGGGAGCUAACUUCCCUCCGCAAGGAGCUCCCUUCCCACCACCGAGGAGCUCCUUUCCCCCCGAAUUCCUGACCAACCAGGGACUUCUGACCAAUCCGCAGGGACCCUUCCAAGGACCCAAUCCCGGAGGAUUCAAUGUGCCCGUGGGAUUCGGUGGACCAGUUCCCGGACAGAAUCCCUACCAGCAAUUCCCGCCCGGAUUCGGAGGACCGGCGCCACCAGGCUACUCGGAUGAACAAAAAGAGGAGGAGCACAAGGAUGCAGAGAGGACUGUGGUGCCACCGCCUCUGGCCGAUGAUCCCAAAGGCAUUGCGGAUACCGUCUACGCAACAAAUGGCGGAUAUGUCUACCAGAGGGCCAAGUAA
Molecule: messenger RNA, 1053 nt
Organism: Drosophila ficusphila
Lineage: Eukaryota; Metazoa; Arthropoda; Insecta; Diptera; Drosophilidae
Product: basic salivary proline-rich protein 1
Source: RefSeq, a predicted model, not a curated record